Messenger RNA from Corticium candelabrum, 351 nucleotides. Its product is annotated as signal recognition particle subunit SRP54-like. Gene Ontology annotation, biological process: SRP-dependent cotranslational protein targeting to membrane; SRP-dependent cotranslational protein targeting to membrane, translocation. The transcript has 3 exons. Gene Ontology annotation, molecular function: GTP binding; endoplasmic reticulum signal sequence receptor activity; GTPase activity. Gene Ontology annotation, cellular component: cytosol; signal recognition particle, endoplasmic reticulum targeting. Bases 76 to 351 code for a protein of 91 amino acids. The record is from RefSeq and is a predicted model, not a curated record. Lineage: Eukaryota; Metazoa; Porifera; Homoscleromorpha; Homosclerophorida; Plakinidae.
AUUUUGCGCGCCCUAGCAAUGGUGUACCGAGGCAACUUUUAACACCAUUGGAAUCAAUUAGGCACUUCGAACACAAUGGUUUUGGCAGAUUUGGGCCGCAGAAUUACGUCUGCGCUUCGUAAUCUCAGCAGCGCAACAGUGAUUAAUGAAGAAGUACUGGCACAGAUGCUAAAAGAAAUAUGUGCAGCUCUUUUGGAGGCAGAUGUCAAUGUAAAGCUGGUGAAACGACUGAGAGAAAACAUCAAGUCAGUCAUCGACUUUGAAGAGAUGGCAGCUGGUCUGAACAAACGCCGUAUCAUUCAAUCGGCAGUCUUCAAUGAAUUAUGCAAAGCAAGUAUUUUAAUACUAUAA